Molecule: messenger RNA, 621 nt
Organism: Hibiscus syriacus
Lineage: Eukaryota; Viridiplantae; Streptophyta; Magnoliopsida; Malvales; Malvaceae
Exons: 2
Coding region: 1-537 (178 amino acids)
Source: RefSeq, a predicted model, not a curated record
AUGGGAAAUGUGGAAGGGGUAUGCAUCUACGGGGGGGGGGGGGGCAACGACGAUUUGGACCUUGUGAAAGCAGCUGCAUGGGCAUGGCACCAGCGCGGCUCAAGCUCCGAAGCCAAGCCCAUGCCGAUCCCAGUAUCCGAUGCAAAACGAUCGGAACGAGCUCCGGGGCCUUCGCGCUACAAGUUGGAAGCCAUGAGAAACAACAAUAACAACAGCGUGGAGAUGAAGGGAUCGGAUUCGGUCCCCAUACAUACUUCUCUCCUCGAUCCAUACGAGAUCGAAAUCAUUUCGAAGAGACUCGAUCAGCUUAUCGAGUUGAGUGGGAUCAAAUUUUACCAUGAGCUAUUGAAGAUCGAUGCAGAUGUUAAUGAUAACCACCCCAACAAAAAGAGCAGCAGUACCAAGUGGAGAGGGUUUCUUCGAAGGCGUGUAGUGGUAUGUGGCAGAAACCAUGAUGUGGAGGAAACUGCCCUUAGAACCAAAAACCAUGCGGCGGCGGCGAACUGCAGCAGGGCAGGAGCAGCCGACGCUUGGUGAAUAUGCAACCAUCGGAGAGUUGGGUGGUUUUGGUCGUUGUCUACUCUCUUACGUAUUAAAUGUCAAAUAAAUUGGCAUUUCAUU